Molecule: messenger RNA, 2282 nt
Organism: Frankliniella occidentalis (western flower thrips)
Lineage: Eukaryota; Metazoa; Arthropoda; Insecta; Thysanoptera; Thripidae
Gene: Yippee
Product: protein yippee-like 5
Exons: 3
Coding region: 200-559 (119 amino acids)
Source: RefSeq, a predicted model, not a curated record
UACGUCACGAUCAUCUGUUUCUUGUUUUCAUUGUCCUUUGUCCUGUAACUCCAUACGAUUUUCUCAAAAUACUGGCGCUCUGGUGGUGUGGUGUGGACUUUUACCUCUUGCUGCCUCCCAUUGGAAGGAAAACUCUGCGGUGUUUGGCAUUUCCAAUUAUUUGGGGUGAAAUAUCCCUUGAGAUUUCCAGAUACUCAAAAUGGGUCGCAUAUUCCUGGACCACAUUGGUGGAUCUCGCCUAUUUUCCUGUGCAGCUUGUGACACAAUUUUAACCAACAGAAGUGAGCUCAUAAGUACAAGAUUUACGGGGGCCACUGGACGAGCUUUUCUUUUCAAUAGAGUCGUAAAUCUGAGUUAUAGUGAUGUGCAGGACCGGGUAAUGCUCACUGGACGGCACAUGGUGCGUGAUGUAUCAUGCAAAAACUGUGAAGCUAAGUUGGGAUGGAUUUAUGAAUUCGCAACAGAGGAAAAUCAAAGGUAUAAAGAAGGACGAGUGAUCUUGGAACGUGCCCUUGUCACAGAGAGUGAUGGUAUCGAUGAACACAUGGGAGAUGAUUGAGUGCAAGCCAACGGUGGGCAGUUAAAUAUGCCUGCCGUUGCUCAGAAUUUCAAUCUUCCGGCUGUGUUAGCUGUACCUAACAAUGAGCAGGAAGCUGAAGCACAACUUGCUGAAGCAGCCAUUGAAGAUGCUUUUGCCCUUGGUGUAAUACAUCCAGUGCCUCUCCCUCCAGCCCCCUACGUACCUGCUGGUGCUGUGUAUGAAUCAGAUGAUGAUUAUGAAGACCCUGAUCCACCUGUUGAGUUACUUGAAUGAAAGAGGCUUGUUAUUUAUUCUACAAAUUUGUUUGUACUGUAAAUUUGACUUUAUGUAUAUUGGAGGCUAUUUUUAAGCAAAUUUGAUUCAUUGAUCCUAUUAAUUAAUUACCUCUUAUAGAUUCUGAUUCCUGUUCAGAAAACACUAGUCUGUUAUGUACAUUUUACUGGUCUGUUUUCAAUCCUCUCUGACUUGAAGAAAUUUCACAAAAUUCACUAUCAUUUGUUUUUCUUUUACUCCUGUAAGAAAUGAGCGCGUUUCUGGCUACAAAAUUGUUUAUAAGAUUACUUGUCAUGCUAAGGGCAUUAUCACUUUAAUUGUUUGUAAUAUUUCCUCUCCCAUGAACUUACAGUACAUUGUUGUCUCCAAAAAUAUUGUUAUUUAAACUCUAUUGUGCACAAACAGAGUUCUUGUUAUUAUAUACUUGAUGAUAGAAAAUAGUGUUUAUUGUUUGUUGUAAAAAAAUUUUUGUGUAAAUGGAAAAAAAAAUUGAUUACGUGGUUAGUAAACUUUGUAACUUUCAUUUAUUGAAAGAAAUAAUAGAUGCAUUAUUUUACAAUUGAUUACGUCUCAAGGGUCUGGCAGAAAAUUUGAUUAUUUUUUUGGUUUCAUUAGCCUUCUAGCACUCUUCAGAAGGCAUACUUACUAACACUGCCAAGGAAAGUUGCCGUUUCCAGAUUUACUGUUAAUUAAAAUGUGAUAAAGCUCAGAUUGGGCAGUUUAAUGCUCCCAUUGUACAAUUAUUGGUCUACCCAAAUUGUUUGCUGCAAAUGGGUCAACCUCACCAUUGGUUAUACUUUUUUUUAACCCACUGGGGGAACUUAACUGACCCAAUAAGUCAAAUGUUAUUGUGUUACUUUCAUUUGUCUUUGUGAUAAUUACAAUCCAUUUUUGUUUAUCACAUAUAAAUACAAAUCUUUGCUCUUAGUUUCAUAUUUUUGAUUGGUUUUCUUUGCAACGAAGAGAAAUCAUCUCAUUUUGUUUUUUUUUGGACAAUACUGUGACUGUUAGUUUCACAUUCAAUUUAAACCUCUCAGUGUUCCGUACCAGCUCCAAGGCAGGUUCCUUUUGUCACAACUUGAUUUUUAAAAGGAGAACAUUGAAAAGUAGAACUCCUGCUGCUUAUUAUAAUACAUAGUUCCUUUCCAGAAAAACAUUCUAAGAAGAUUGUAAUUUACAAUAAAACAUAAAUUUCCCCCCUUUUUUUGGCAACAUUCUGUGUUGAAUAAUUAAAUUAUUUCUUUGAACUGCCAAUACUAUUGAUUUAUGGUUGUAGUUAAGUUAGUUGCUACAAACUCAGAAAGUCUCUUGAGUUUUUUGAGUUACAUUAAUUGGGUUGCUGGUGUUGUGUUCCUUCUUACUGAGCUGUAUUCCUUGUGUAAAUACCUCCGUAUCUUACUUCCUGUUUUUAUUAUAAACCAUUUUUACCUUGUGUUUAAUCACAAAAAAUAUAUGAGUUUUAACAUGA